UCAGUCUCACUAUGGCGUCUCAUCAAAUCAGGAUGGGCUUUUUCCACCGCCUCCUGUACUGGAAUUUAUCCCUCGCCGCUCGCUAUCAUACAUCUGGAUUUCUGUGCUGAGAGACGUCAAAUGUAGGCGAAAUGAAGGACGAGAAAAGCACCGCGCGGUCGCUCCCGAGUGCCGACACGGAGCGGAGAAAUGCAGCCGAUGUGGAGGACGGCCGGGCGGGCAGCGGAGCGGCGCUGAACCCGGUGCUGCACGGAGCUGGAUCUGACCGAGCCGCCGCACCGACAGCCCGAGCGGGAACCGGAAUACGCGUUUUAAAGCGUAACAUGAAGAGGAACGGCAGUCGAGGCUGUGUGACCCGGAAGACGCGUUUCGGCUCUCGUGAGCGGGACUGGCUGAAGGGCGACACUCAGAGGGGCUGCGUAUGUCUGUAUGGGGCCUCGGAGCCACAGCCUCCACCCUCGGGCCCUCAGACCUCCAGCAGCGGUCAGCCCGACCUCAAGCUGGUGCUGUGCUCCACCAACACCCCCGCUGAGGAGCUGUGCGCUCAGAGAGACGUGCAGGGCCUUUACCUGCAGCUGCAUGGAGACCUAAUCAGGAGGCUGGACCCCUCCGAGCGCCCUCUUCAGAUGGUCUACGACUACCUGACGGCAAUGGGCUAUGAAGACCCGCUGCGUGUCCAGCAGGAGGCCGCCAACUCAGACCUCAGCUGCAUGAUCCGCUUCUACAGUGAGAAACCGGUGAACGCAGACCAGCAAGAGCGCACUCUUCUGAAGGGGGUGUUCAGCGUCAGGAAGGGGAAAACACAGCUGCACAAAUGGGCCGAACGACAGGUCAUCCUGUGCGGGACCAGUCUGAUCGUGGCCUCCGUCAAAGACAGCCUGACUGGAAAGAUGCACAUCUUACCCUUAGUCGGAGGGAAGGUGGAGGAGGUAAAGAGGCGACAGCACUGUCUGAUGUUCAGCUCCGCCGGGCCUCAGGCUCAGACCUACUAUGUGAACUUCGACACGUUGGCCGACUACCAGCGCUGGCAUCGGCAGGCCUCCAAAGUGGUGUCUCAGACUAUAAGUCUUGUGGAUUUGUCCUGCUACAGUCUGGAGGAAGUGCCCGAGUAUCUGUUCUACUGCCAGGACAUCACACACCUCAACCUGCGGCACAACUUCAUGAGGCUGGACGGCCCGGGAGGACUCGCCAACUUCAACAGUGUGUUUCAACGAUAGUUUUGCUGCUGUUUGUGUAUCACUCGGUUUUAAAGGGACAAUUUAACCAAAAAUGGACAUUUCUGCAUCAUGCACUGAUUUGAAACUUGAAUUUUUGUCAUCUGUCGAACACAAAACAAGAUAUUGUGAAGAAUGGGGAUAUCGUGAUGUCUGUAGUGAGGGAAACGACUACCAUUGAAGUCAAUGACUUUAUUUUGUCUUCUUUUGUUUAAGAGACGAAAGAAACUGGCAGAGGACGAGUAAAUGAUGGCAGAAUUGUCUUUUUUUUUUCCAUCCAUGAUAAAAUAACAUGAUAUUUUACUUGUGAUCCAAGAUUUUCAUGUCUUAAAAUGUUUUUUUU
Messenger RNA from Danio rerio (zebrafish), 1557 nucleotides. The record is from RefSeq. Lineage: Eukaryota; Metazoa; Chordata; Actinopteri; Cypriniformes; Danionidae.